AUGUCGUUUCGGAAACACCAGGAACGAAUAUCCAAACAAUUCACGCUGAACGAAGCUCAAACUCGCGCGUUUAUGAUCAUUACCGAUCAUAUCAAUGGAGACAACCACUUGAAAAAAGACAAUAAACAAGAUCAGUUAUGUGUUCAUGAACUACGAAAACUAGCACCAAAAUCGAAUGCUGCAGCCCAGAUUGACGGCCUCACAAUUCACUCUUUCACAUCAUAUAGAAAUCUAAAAACGAUAAGCGCAGCUCAACGAACAACGAUCGAAAAGGCACGGCGACAUGUUCGAUAUAUAAUUAUUGAUGAGAUGUCAAUGGUGGAUGUUUACUUAUUAGGACAACUUGAUGGUUUGUUGACGGUAGCCAAGCACUGCAGUCCAAGCAUACUAUUUGGAGACAUUAACGUCAUAUUCUUUGGAGAUUUCAUCCAGUACGAUCCUGUGGGAGACCAAUCAUUGUAUUCCGACAUUAUUUCCGAUAAAACACAGAAGAAGAAGAAUAUCAGAGAGACACGUGUUGCUACAUGUGCAUCGGGACGAGCACUAUGGGAACAAAUAAACACUGUAGUAAAGUUAGAAAAGCAGAUGAGAACAAUUGAUGAUCAUGAAUUACUGACGACACGAGUUAUAGAUCCAAAUCACGAAGUGAAAUCUCUCGACACAGAUGAAUGGAAAAAAGCACCGAUCCUCGUCUUCAGAAAUGAAUUACGAACUGAAUUGAGCAUUCUAGCUACCGCGUCCGAAGCAUUUGAAAAGGAUGUUAAGCCGUUGGUAUGCAUUGCUCAAGACGAAUUCAAAAUUAACAUCAACAAUCCGGAUUUUCACAAAUACCUCCUCGAAUCACUAGAUAAUAAAACCAAAUGGCUACCUGGAUACUUACCGUUAGUUCCGGGCUUGCAUGUUCUAUGGACGGAAAACAUAGCUACAGAAUUAAAAUUAUGUAAUGGUACAACGGCAGUAUUUCGUGAAUCAGUCUACGAGCAAGCGCAUAACAAUCUCAGCAACCUGGAUACAACAAAGUUUCCAAUACAAUCCAUCUACAUCCCAAAACCAUUGUAUGCGCUAGUAGAAAUAGAGAAUUCAAGAACAGACAAACUGUUUGAUACACUUCCUCCGAAACUCAUACCAAUUCCUCCUGUAACACAAAAGUUCAUGCUGAAUAUCAAAGGUUUCCUGGAGAAACAUAAACAUGAAUUAAAACAAGGUGGAAGAAAACUGAAAAGUCACAACCUUACAAUCAAAAGAACACAACUACCACUCGCGCCCACGUAUGCUAUGACCACCCACAAAAGUCAAGGACAAACGAUGCCCAAAAUCGUUAUCGAUCUUGUCUUUCCUCCGAGACCAUCCAAACCUUCCGUUGCACAAGCCUACGUACCGCUAUCGCGAGUGAAGGAAUUAAAACAUUUAGUUAUUUUAAGAAAAUUUCACAUUAAGAACAUACAAAUCCAACCGAACGAAGAGCAGCUGCGAGAAUUAAAUCGACUCGACGCAUUAGAGAAGGAAGCCAAGAGGGGAUAUGAACUGAAAUCUUCCAUUUUUUAA
This is a messenger RNA of Didymodactylos carnosus, 1545 nucleotides long. NCBI's taxonomy places the organism in Eukaryota, Metazoa, Rotifera, Eurotatoria, Philodinida, Philodinidae. The record is from the annotation of a GenBank genome assembly.